UGCCUUUCGGUGAGGCGGCUGUGGAACAGGCGCUGGACGAGCUGGGCGAACUGGACGCCGCACUGCUGACCGACAUCCAAGACAUGCUUCAGCUCAUCAACAACCAAGACAGUGACUUCCCUGGCCUGUUUGAUUCCCCCUAUGCAGGGGGCGGGGCAGGAGACACAGAGCCCACCAGCCCUGGUGCCAACUCUCCUGAGAGCUUGUCUUCUCCUGCUUCCCUGGGUUCCUCUCUGGAAGCCUUCCUGGGGGAACCCAAGGCAACACCUGCAUCCUUGUCCCCUGUGCCGUCUGCAUCCACUGCUUUAAAGAUGUACCCGUCUGUGCCCCCCUUCUCCCCUGGGCCUGGAAUCAAAGAAGAGCCAGUGCCACUCACCAUCCUGCAGCCCCCAGCAGCACAGCCAUCACCAGGGACCCUCCUGCCUCCGAGUUUCCCUCCACCACCCCUGCAGCUCAGCCCGGCUCCUGUGCUGGGGUAUUCUAGCCUUCCUUCAGGCUUCUCAGGGACCCUUCCUGGAAAUACCCAACAGCCACCAUCUAGCCUGUCACUGGCCUCUGCACCAGGAGUCUCGCCCAUCUCUUUACACACCCAGGUCCAGAGCUCAGCCUCCCAGCAGCCACUGCCAGCCUCAACAGCCCCUAGAACAACCACUGUGACCUCACAGAUCCAGCGGGUCCCAGUCGUACUGCAGCCACAUUUCAUCAAGGCAGAUUCACAGCUACUGACAACUGUAAAAACAGAUACAGGAGCCACGAUGAAGACGGCUGGCAUCAGUACCUUAGCCCCUGGCACAGCCGUGCAGGCAGGCCCCUUGCAGACCCUGGUGAGUGGUGGGACCAUCCUGGCCACAGUACCAUUGGUUGUGGAUACAGACAAACUGCCCAUCCAUCGACUGGCAGCUGGCAGCAAGGCCCUGGGCUCAGCUCAGAGCCGUGGUGAGAAGCGCACAGCCCACAAUGCCAUUGAGAAGCGCUACCGUUCCUCUAUCAAUGACAAGAUUGUGGAGCUCAAAGACCUGGUGGUGGGCACUGAGGCAAAGCUGAAUAAAUCUGCCGUCUUGCGCAAGGCCAUCGACUAUAUCCGCUUCUUACAGCACAGCAACCAGAAGCUCAAGCAGGAGAACCUGGCCCUGCGAAAUGCCGCUCACAAAAGCGGCUCUAAUUGGACCCAGUGGUUGGUGCCACCCCUAGUCAGGCUGGCCAAUGGACUACUAGUGUUGGCCUGCCUGGCUCUUCUCUUUGUCAAUGGGGAACCUGUGACCCGGCCACACACUAGCCCAGCUGUACACUUCUGGAGACAUCGCAAACAGGCUGACCUGGACUUGGCUCGGGGAGAUUUUGCCCAGGCUGCUCAGCAGCUGUGGCUGGCCCUGCAGGCAUUGGGACGGCCCCUGCCCACCUCGAACCUAGACUUGGCCUGCAGCCUGCUUUGGAACCUCAUCCGCCACCUGCUGCAGCGUCUCUGGGUUGGCCGCUGGCUGGCAGGCCGGGCUGGGGGCUUGCGGAGAGACUGUGGACUGAGAAUGGAUGCACGUGCCAGUGCUCGAGAUGCGGCUCUCGUCUACCAUAAGCUGCACCAGCUGCAUGCCAUGGGCAAAUACACAGGAGGGCACCUCAUUGCUUCUAACCUGGCACUGAGUGCCCUGAACCUGGCCGAGUGCGCAGGAGAUGCUGUAUCCAUGGCAACGCUGGCAGAGAUCUAUGUGGCUGCUGCCCGGAGGGUCAAGACCAGUCUCCCAAGAGCCUUGCACUUUUUGACACGUUUCUUCCUGAGUAGUGCCCGCCAGGCCUGCCUGGCACAGAGUGGCUCAGUGCCUCUUGCCAUGCAGUGGCUCUGCCACCCUGUAGGCCACCGUUUCUUCGUGGAUGGGGACUGGGCUGUGCAUGGUGCCCCACAGGAGAGCCUGUACAGCGUGGCUGGGAACCCAGUGGAUCCCCUCGCCCAGGUGACUCGACUAUUCUGCGAACAUCUCUUGGAGAGAGCACUGAACUGUAUUGCUCAACCCAGCCCGGGGACAGCUGAUGGAGACAGGGAGUUCUCUGACGCACUUGGAUACCUGCAGUUGCUAAAUCGCUGCUCUGAUGCUGUCGGGACUCCUGCCUGCAGCUUCUCUGUCAGCUCCAGCAUGGCUUCCACCACCGGCACAGACCCAGUGGCCAAGUGGUGGGCCUCACUGACGGCUUGGCUGCGGCGGGAUGAAGAGGCAGCUGAGCGCCUAUACCCGCUGGUAGAGCGUAUGCCCCACGUGCUGCAGGAGACUGAGAGACCCCUGCCCAAGGCAGCUCUGUACUCCUUCAAGGCUGCCCGGGCUCUGCUGGACCACAGAAAAGUGGAGUCUGGCCCAGCCAGCCUGGCCAUCUGUGAGAAGGCCAGCGGGUACUUGCGGGACAGCUUAGCCGCUCCACCAACUGGCAGCUCCAUUGACAAGGCCAUGCAGCUGCUCCUGUGUGAUCUACUUCUUGUGGCCCGCACUAGUAUGUGGCAGCGCCAGCAGUCACCAGCCUCAGCCCAGGUAGCUCACAGUGCCAGCAAUGGAUCUCAGGCCUCCGCUUUGGAGCUUCGAGGUUUCCAACAGGACCUGAGCAGCCUGAGGCGCUUGGCACAGAACUUCCGGCCUGCUAUGAGGAGAGUGUUCCUACACGAGGCCACAGCUCGGCUGAUGGCAGGGGCAAGUCCUGCCCGGACACACCAGCUCCUGGACCGAAGUCUGCGGAGGCGGGGGGGCUCCAGUGGCAAAGGAGGCACUGUAGCUGAGCUGGAGCCUCGACCCACAUGGCGGGAGCACACAGAGGCCUUGCUGCUGGCCUCCUGCUAUCUGCCACCUGCCUUCCUGUCGGCCCCUGGACAGCAAAUGAGCAUGUUGGCUGAGGCAGCACGCACUGUAGAGAAGCUUGGUGAUCAUCGGCUACUGCUUGACUGCCAGCAGAUGCUUCUGCGCCUGGGCGGUGGGACCACUGUCACUUCCAGCUAAACCUUGGAUGGUCUCCCCAGUAUUAGAGGCCCUUAAGGACCUUUGUCACUGGCUGUGGUCGUCCAGAGAGGGUGAGCCUGACAAGCAAUCAGGAUCAUGCCGACCUCUAGUGACAAAUCUAGAAAUUGCAGAGGCUGCACUGGCCCAAUGCCACCCUCUUGCUCUGUAGGCACCUUUUUCCUGUCCUAUGGAAAGGAACCUUUCCCCUAGCUGAGGGCCACCCUGUCCUGAGGCUCUCACCCACUCCUGGAAGACUUGUAUAUAGUGUAGAUCCAGCUGAGCCAGUUUCCUGUGCAGGCUCAUGUACUACUUUAACUUUUGCAAACUUUAUUUUCAUAGGUUGAGAAAUUUUGUACAGAAAAUUAAAAAGUGAAAUUAUUUAUA
Messenger RNA from Cricetulus griseus (Chinese hamster), 3356 nucleotides. RefSeq names its product sterol regulatory element binding transcription factor 1 (gene Srebf1). Gene Ontology annotation, biological process: regulation of transcription by RNA polymerase II. The record is from RefSeq and is marked provisional. Gene Ontology annotation, cellular component: nucleus. Gene Ontology annotation, molecular function: protein dimerization activity; DNA-binding transcription factor activity, RNA polymerase II-specific; RNA polymerase II cis-regulatory region sequence-specific DNA binding. NCBI's taxonomy places the organism in Eukaryota, Metazoa, Chordata, Mammalia, Rodentia, Cricetidae.